GAAUUUCUUAAGAUACAUCAAAGGCAAAUGUUUGGCCGUUUUCGAAUAUUACAAAAGUAACACGUCAUUAAGCUGCCCUGUCGCCUGUGAAUUUGAAACCGCAGGUCAAGCAAAUAAAUACUUUCAUACAAAUCAUCGAAUGGCCCUUUUUAUAAACCGUGCGAUGCAAUCACAUGGGGAAGGCAGGAGAAUGUCAACGAUCAAUAGUAUUACGAAAAUGAAUUGGUGAUUCGUACGUUGAAAAUUUUGUGCACAACAUGGUGUCUGGGGACCACGAAAGAUUGAUGCCCGAACCGGAGAAUUACGUGAAAUGUUUUUAUGACCUCUUCAAAAGCAUCGCCGAGGCACAGAGGAAUAAAGAGGAAUGGAGAAAAUGUAAAAAAAAUAAAUCUAUACGUAAGAGGGACAAGAAAAAGAUUGAUUUAAGCGGAGACUUAAAUUACAAUAAUCCACCAGAAAUAGAAUUAUCUUGCAAUGCUUCUGCAUUUGCUGUAUUUGCUAGUGUUAGAAGUGCUAUUUUGGAAAGGUAUGCUAAGACAACAAAUGAAGUUUAUAGAGCAUCAAAUUGUAAUUCUCCAUCACCACCAGAGCUUAGUGAAACUAUUGAUACAGAAAGCGAUGAUGAAGAUAGGAUAUCAACUAUACAGAGCUUACCAAAGAUUGUAGGUAUUGGUUUAAGAAGUGUUUUCACAUUAAUGCGGGAAAGUAGAACAAUUGAACCUCUUCUAUGUACGAAAGCAUUAUCGGCUUUACUGGAUAUAUUACAAGGACAACUUCCUGAAGGCCUCAAAUCUGAACCAGAUGAUGUUAUUGAUCCACUUUUUGAUCUGUUGUUGGAUCUUGCAACUUCACAUGGCCCUGAAUCAGCAGCGGCCAAUGACGGUAGUCAUUUGACUGCUGUUGCCUGUGCCUGUUUAUUGAGUCUUGUGGUUGUUAGAGGUGACACUGGUCGUUUGUUGGCAGCAACAGCUGCUUUACUCAUGUGUCCCAGAGCAUUAGCAGUUCAGAAUAUCCAAAUGCCAUGUGUAUUGACAUCCUUACAAAGAAGUGUACAAGCUGUUUUACUCGGAAAACUAGCGCGACCAGACUGGAUUACAUAUGGAGUUCCUAAAUGUUCUAAGAUUUAUACUUCUACGCUUAAGUUACCAAAUGAUAUAAAUAAUAUAAUUCUGAAUGGAAGAAGCUUUGUGAGCGAUGGAAAGUACCUGUAUCUACAUACAAGUAGAGGAUUAUUGAAGAUUGGUAGUGGUCAUGGUGGAACCAUUUGGGGUCAUGUGUACAUUCAGAAGGCAGACUUUUACCCAUCAGAAACGGGUUGGCUUGGUUAUGCAAAUAAUACAUUGUACUUUAAAUGCACACCGAGAAAACAGAGCGAAUUACUAAUUAUCGAUGCAGAAACUCUUGUAGUCACAGGAAUUGCUGUUUUAGAGGGUCGUGAUUGGUCAUCUUCUGUUAUGUUUUCUGACGGCGAAUGUUUAGGAAUGAUAACAGCUGGAAAAGACGAUGGUUUUGUAGUUAGAACAAUAAACACGUUAAGUAAUCCAGUAACAGUUGCAUCAGAGUUGCCACUAAAAUUAGCAAGAAAAUGUGUAGACGUUUUUGGAUAUGCCGCUUUUGACGAAGAACAAGUUGUUCACACUUUAAAUACAGGCUGUGAUGAUGAAAUUGCUACCGUUACGGCAGGAAAGGAAUUUGCUGUAUUAAAAACCGUGUCUGGAAAAGUACUAUAUAGUGGAAAAGGAACCUCUCUUGGGAAGGAAAGGAACACAAGGCCUAACAGAUGGGUGGAAUUGACCGUUGGAAAAGGACCAAGACUUGUAAAUUUUGCAGCCGGCCACGAUGGUCAACACAUUGUUAUGAUCCUAGAAGAUGGUUCAGUUUUGUUUGCCGGUACCGCCAGACGCGGAGAAGACGGCGAUAGUAACAAAAUUCGCCGUCAAUCUAAGCCAGUUAAACCAAAAAAGAUAGCAAAAGUAGAAGGUCAAUUCAUUGUGGAUGCUGCCUGUAAUAAUGGAUCGACGGCUUUAGUCACAAAAGAGGGUUCUUUGUUAAUGUUUGGCAAAGAUACAUUGCACAGUGACCCAAGUUCUGGAAUAGUUACUGAUCUCAAAGAUGUCUUUAUUAUACACGUUUCGUUAGGAAAAGCUCACGCCGCGGCAUUAACUAACAAAGGUCAUUUAUAUACAUUUGGUAUCAACAAUAAAGGGCAGUGUGGUAGAGAUUUCACAACUGUCCACACUAUUAAUAAGGAUACCACCGUGGUAGCUAUGGAAAUGGGUACAGCAGAAGAUGAACUUCUAGUAACCGAAGAAGAUGUCGCAGAGCCUGCUGAAGAUUGGGAAGAAAUAAGUAGGAUGUGUCCUCCCGGCCAACAUCAAUGGAGACAUCGUGUUUGUAUGGUUUGCACGAUAUGUCGGGAAUGCACCGGUUACAGUAUAUCGUGUUUGAGCGGUGUACGCCCAGAUCGGAAUCCAGGCCAGGAAUGUGGAUGCGGUGAAGGUGAUAGCGGAUGUGCAGAAUGUGGAUGUUGUCGUACUUGUGCAAGGAAAAGUUGUAAUAACGGUAGAAUAAGUUCAAAUUUUCGGGAAUAUUUACAAAGACGUUUGGGAGAAAUAAAACAGAGACAGAGAACCAAAGCAGGUCCAAGCACUGCAAAGUAUGGAAUGAAGAUGAAAGGUCCGAAUAAUCAAAGAUUGGCUGGGCCGAGCGUGGCACAGAAAAGUUGCCCUGGAAAAAUGGCACUGGGAUUGGGUAGCAAUUUAAUGACCGAAGAAGCCGUUGGAGGAAGCGACAUAGAACGAGGCGACGCAGCAAGAAUUGCUAGUAUACCGCCAGCUAGAGUUCUUAUACCGAGCGAGAGUCCCGUGGUUCAAGUAUCAUGUGGUCUGCAUCACACGGUGGUGCUUUUACAAAAUGGCGAAGUUUACACAUUUGGAAGCAACGCGUACGGUCAAUUAGGCGUGGGAGAUUUAGCAGCGCACGCUGGACCGGUUCACGUAAAAUUAUCAGGAAUAGCUACGCAGGUUGCCGCUGGAAGUAAUCAUACCGUUGUACUUACAUCAAAGGGCGAAGUAUUUACGUUUGGAGCUUAUCAAAAAGGACAGUUGGGCAUGAGUUGGUGGAAUGGACAAAACGAAUCUUCAAAUACCACUUCUCCAGCCAGUCGUCGUUCCGAUAGAACACAGCCGUGGCAUAGCUUUCCGAAUAUAGUUCCAAAUAUCGGUCCACGAUGGGGUAGGCGGGCAACAUGGGUUGGCGCGACUGGAGAUCAAACAUAUGUCAAAAUUGAUGAAAUAAAUUCUAUUAGUUUAACAAGGAGUACUGUUAUGGCAAAUAAAAACUGCAUAAUAUUAAUUCCACAUCAAAACGAUCAAGCAAAUUCGUUCAAAUGUUUAGUCAUAAGCAAAAGGGAUGGCACUUGUAAUAGUUACAGCGGGACAGAUCAAGUUGACUUCAAUAAUUGCGCAGCAUGCUUAGAUCCUUUGUAUAACGUAAUCUGGACUUUCAAUCCGAUAAAUAAUGAAAUAAGUUUGUACAAUAUUAUAUCAACGGAGACUAGAACGAUUCCUGGUUUAGAAGUGUCCAUUCUUAGUCCUGGCUUAGCAUUGCCUGUAGUAUCGAAUUGCUUCGUAACGCGUUCUCAAGCUGCGAUGCAUUUAUUGGGUUGUUUGGAUACCCUCACACAAGCGCAAGAUGAAAGUUUGUGUAUAAUUGAAGAGAACGAAUGCAAUCAAACAACGCAUGGCAAAGUAUACAGUCACGAAGACUUCGUUACGGUUAAUAGGUUUGAAAGUCACGGUGGUGGUUGGGGCUAUUCUGGUCAUUCAAUCGAGGCUAUCAGAUUUAUGCCUGAUACUGAUAUUUUACUUGGUGGAUAUGGCUUGUUUGGAGGCCGUGGAGAAUAUACGGCAAAAAUAAAACUUUUUGAUAUUGGAAUGGACGGAGGAGAUCAAGAAAAUGACGGUGAACUUUUAGCAGAAUCUGAAGAAAUACCAUAUGAAUGCGGGCCGAGACAAAAGUACUCAAUUUUAUUUGACGAACCAAUUUCUUUGCAAGCAAACAGAUGGUAUGUUGCAUGGGCUAAAGUCACUGGUCCUUCCAGCGAUUGUGGAUCUGGGGGUCAAGGAAUGGUUACGGCGGAAGAUCAAGUUAUGUUUUACUUUAAAUCUUCGAAAAGAUCUAAUAAUGGAACGGAUGUGAAUGCUGGACAAAUACCACAAUUAUUGUAUCGAGUUGUUACACUCGAAAACCAAGCUCCUAACAGGCAAAGAGAUUUAGUUGAACCGGUUUAUGUAUUAAAGAGAGAUUUCAGUAGGACGGUCACCAAAGAAUGUUUUCAGUCAUUAAUAUCCCUACUUCAAUGGAGUUGGAACACGCUAAAAGCAGCAUUAAAUGAUACUAUUGUUCACGCUACUUCCUCAUCUCACGCAUUGCUUGAAAUGGAACGUUUGGUUUAUAUCAGUAAAGCUAGUUUAAGAUUACUUAGAACUUACACCAGCGAAAUUUAUCCAAAUCAAGUCGGCAAGAAGACUCCAGCCGAGUCAGUGCGCCUAGCUGAAUGCAUAGGCGAAGUACGCGCUUUGUUGCAUCAAAUAUUAUCCGAUACUGUGCCAUUAAAUACAAAAAGUAAAGGAAAGACGCGGCUAAGUAAAAGUUCGAGUGCCAUAAACAAUAAGAUGCCGAACAGCAUAUUAGAUGAAUGUCAUAGAACAUUCGUUGCUUGUUAUCAUGCAUUUUAUCCUACAGCAUAUUUAAAGUGGACGUGUUUAUGUGAACUGUUAUCUGAAAUUGACAGAGAUCAAGGAAGGACUACAAAAGAUAGGUUAUUAUCGGCCGUGUUAGCUUCUUUGUGUAAUCCUGCUAUCCGUCUACGAUGUACAUUUCCAAUUUUAAAUAAUAUUAUGGAUAGUAGCGACAGCAUAAAUCGGCAGCUCAGUCCAUCCGACAAUACCGGUUUGCUGAUGAUAAACUCAACCGAAAAUCACCAGUAUCCAAUUUUGGUCGAGCAGAUCAGUUACAAGUCUCAAGUGGAAAGUUCCGGCAAAGAGAGCAUAAAUUGGACGUUCCGCGAUGUCCUCGAUAGGCUCUUGGACCUGAUUUUAGUACCCGUGAAGAAAACUCUUUCCAGAGAAAAGACCCAAUCACUGCCAGAGUUGGUCCUUCAUUGUUGUUAUUUGCUGGCACGGGUUAUCGCCGAAUUGGCGGUACAAUCCAGCGGGAACGAAGAUGAACUUCAAGCUGCUUGUGGCAGACUUAUCUACACUACACCCUCAAGAUUCACUCGAGUGAAUCAGACAAGAUCGUGGAAUACCGGUAACGGUUCACCAGAUGCAAUAUGCUUCUCGGUCGAUCGUCCUGGUAUCGUUAUUACCGGAGUGGGCAUCUACGGAGGCGUUGGAGUCUAUGAUUACGAAUUGGAGCUACUCGACGAUCAAAAUAAUACAGGCAACGAUCCAUCUCACACUCAACGUUGGAGCAGUUUGGAUUUUACACGCGGCUCUUUCGGGCCAGACGAUUGCGUGAACGACAUAGUGGAAUUAAAAUUUGAUAAACCUGUACCCAUCAAGGAAAACAUAAAGUACGCUAUUAGAUUGAGAAACCGCGGCGGGCGUACGAGUAAUGGCGAUGGAGGGUUGAGCGUUGUUAAAGGAUCGGACGGAACAACUUUUACUUUUACGGCUUGUUCCUUGAGCUUCAACGGUACAACACAAACCAGAGGUCAAAUACCACAUAUCCUUUAUUACUCAAAUCCUCAAGAUUCUGAUGGCCAACACACAAGUAAGGCGAUGGCCGAAGUGCAAGCAAGAAAGUCUACUCUUGCUAUGACCGCCACAAUUAUUCAACGAUCCAAUGAAAUCCUCGCGCUAGCGAGAGAAAGAGCAGAAGAAGUGGUAGCCACUGAAGUUCUCGGGAACGCGACAUUCGUGACGACCCUUUUACCAUUGGUUAUGGCGCACAUCAGCCCAUUAGCUACAUCAGAUCCCAGAAGCGGGGUACAGGUUCUUACUUUGAUGCAAGAGAUGCUUCCCCAUGUCACGGCGCUUAAUUUGUUAUCUACAAUGGGAUCGUCUCAAAUAUCUCAAGAGAGCGAGGUUCAGUCCCACGUUUCCCCGCCCAUCACCACCAGUCAUCACUACACGUGGUUGGAAAGCGAUCAUCCUUACAAACCUGCUACGGUGUCCCAUUACAGAGUUACCUUCCCGGACACGGUUAAAUGGUUGACCAUCGAAUUCACUCCAGAAUGUGGUACCGCACAGCCGGAGGAUUAUUUGCAACUCUACAUUCCGAAUAUAAUUUCCAAUUCCCUAACAGGAACAAACGUGAAUGCAACGGUAGAAGAUACACCGUUGCAUUGGCCCGUGCUACACAAACUGAGCAACGUGCAAAGCCUGUGGCCACAAAACGCGGUCGUGUUACCAGGAAACGAAGUGAUAUUCUCGCUGGAAACUGCGUCGGAUUACAUGAAAAACGAGAGAGCUGUUACGUACGGGUUUAAGUGUCUAGUUAUCGGAUACGACUGGAUAACGUCGGGGAAUGGUUUGAAAAACUUGGAAACCGAAUUAUCGUUCCUCGGCGGAGCUUGUGCCGCGAGUCUCAUAAAGAAGAACCUCGCAUUACCGCCUGUGUCAAACGAAGAAGUGGAAGAGGAUUUGGAGUUGAUGCAAGAAACUGCAAAGAGGAUUUUCUCCGUACACUCGACGCUGCUAGGACGAGGAUUCGCUCUGGCAUCACCACCUACCGUCUCCCAGGCUCUCGAUGGCGUUCUUCCAUUCAGUUGUCACUCGAACGAACGGCUAUUUCUACGAGAUUUUGUCUCCUGCACGGCCAGCACAAGCGGAGGUCGCCUGGCGAGAUGGUUGCAACCGGACAGUUUCGUGGACCCGUCGAAAUGCGAGGCGCUUUAUUCGAAGGACGAAAUGAAAUGUGGAUGGCCGGCCAUCGUUACAAUACUCACGAGAGAUCAGUAUGGAGACGUCGUUCACGUACCCAACUUAAAGGUGGAGGUAAAGGCAAUUCCCAUCGACAAAAAAGACUUGACGGACUCCGAACAAGGAAGAAAGAUUCGACGUGUUUCUCAGCCCGACCCAAUGACCUUUGGCGGUCAUCCUCAACCUUCGUUGGACGUACCGUACGAGGUCACGAUCAACAACAAGACAUGCUUCCACGCGAUUACCAUAAUGAAGGCUUAUCAGAACUAUUCGUUCGAGGAGUUAAGGUUUAUGUCACCGGCUAUAAAAAGAUCAAGCGAGAGCAUGCUGGUCAGACCUAACGGCGAUGGAAGUUAUAGCGCGACCUGGACGCCAUCAUCCGUUGGAUGGUACUCGCUUAUGAUCACGGUGGACGGUUACAAUAUGGAGGACAAUUAUAAGGUGGAGGUGAAGGAGCCGCCACAGGGAAUGCAACCACCGACACAGAAUAUUGUGAAGAAGCCGCAGCAUCAACCGAGCAGACUCAGGAAAUUCGUGGCGAAGAAUAGCGCUGGUUUGAGAAUCAGAGCCCAUCCUUCUCUCCAGAGCGAGCAAAUUGGCUUUGUUUCGGUUGAUGACACUAUAGCUUUCAUAGACGAGAUUCACAACGACGACGGUGUUUGGUUAAGACUAAACGCGGAAACGAUAGAGCGGUAUUGCAGUAGCAGUCACUUGGAAGCCUGGUGUCUGCAGUACAACCAACACUUGGGAAAGACCAUGCUCCUCCCGGUUGAGGAGCCGAAAUCUAUCCUAGAUCAAGUCAUCAAGGAAACCAUUCUACGGAAACGGCCCGAAGUGGUCGAAGAGUACGUAGAUCGACGGAAUCUCUGUUUACGGUAGUCGCUACGUGAUUAUGCAAUUAGUUUUUCUCGUUUCAGUAAAAGGAAAACGGUUACGUUCGACUCUGGUAGGAACAUGGUCGUCGUAAAGUGCGGUGCAUCCGGUCACAAUAUCAGAAGCAGGCCAAAUUUGAAGGCGGCGUCGGUAGGAAUGUUAGGUCAGGGUAACACGGUGACCAUACAAGAAUACUUUGUGAAUAGCGAAGGUACUUGGGUGCGCAUCGACGACGACUCGAUGGCCAAGUACUGCUUCGACAGAGGUCGCGUGGCAGAUGGCGAAGCCUGGACCCUGGCUAUCAAUAAAAACGGCGUGGCAUAUAUAAAGAUCGAUCACGAUCUCGAGAAUGACCCGAUGGAAAAGAAACUAGUCAUAGCAGAUCCGUCCGUUUCACCUAGUCAUAAAGGUUUCGAUUUCUCCGUGCCUUCCGUGAGCCACGAGGGAUUCAAUUUCACCACGCAGAAUUAUACGCCGGGAACCGCUGAGUCUGGAGAGGGUAGCAACACGAAUCCAUUUAUUUUUGGCACGUACAAUCAACACGAAUCACCAGGGAGCGACAGAUUUGCAAUGGAGAAGACCGACGUUUCGCCAAAGUUCUCCAAGCCUCAUUCCAAGGAAAGAGUCGCGAAAGAAAGGGAGAGGGAAGGGGGCGGUGGGAAAUUCAGCGUUCUGCAGAAGUGGCUGAGAGGCGACGACAAGUGUCACGGAGAAAAGAAAAGUUCCCCUGGCAGGGAUUUUUCCGAGUUCGUCGGAGUGUCUGUGAAGGAACUGGUAAAAGCAAUGGGGGAGAGUCGCGCGAACGGGAACGGAGCUACGCCGCCAGAGACACCGAAAAGACUGUCGAGAAGCUCGUCUCCGAAGAAUCCCCAAGGUGGGUCACCAAGAUUUCACAGCCCGUCCUCUAGUCCGGUACAGAUACCUGUGUCGGGCGGUAUGGUGGACAGCACCACCUCCCAACGACGGGGAUCAACGCAAAGCGAUACAAGUGCCUUGGUCAGUAGUCUAACGAGGGAUCCUUCGCAGUCUCCCAGCGCUGUCAGUACAACUGCCAACACUCGUGACCUCUCACCGAGUCCAAGUUGUAGUUCUUUACACAUGAGGUCCGAGGGUAGCAUAGCUAGUCCACCCGAUACUCCGAAGAAAGACAGCGGCGAUUCUCAAGAAAGUCCACGAAAAGUCUCUCAAGCACAGACGCAAACGAGUCCCGAGAGCGCGACCACGGCCAUGAAAAGUCACUUUAGCAUCGGCUCCGCGGGCCCUAAAGAAGAACGUCACUCGCCAAAGUUAAACAGAAGGGAUCACACCAAAAUGGUGAAGACCAGAGCGAAGCGGCCGAUGUCUCCAGCCAGCUCGCAUCAAAACUCGAAUCCAAGUCGAACGUUAAACUUGAGCAAGGAGAAAGUAAAAGAAGCCAUUAGCCCAUCCGUAGCCGAGUGUCUGAGAGCCGUGUUCGCGGCGUUCCUCUGGCACGAAGGGAUCGUCCACGACGCCAUGGCUUGCGCGAGUUUUCUCAAGUUUCAUCCUAGUUUGCCCAAGCAGGGCGCUCUCGUUGUAACAAGACAAGCGGUGGUGCAGGCCAACGACAAGCAAACGCAAGAACAGAAAGCCAGGCAGAGACACUCGGUCGAAGUGACAAACGCUGGUAAUUAUUUGCACAUACAACCCAGCACGUUGGAAACGCUGACGCGCUCGGCUGCGAACGCGAACGCGAACAGGAGCAGAAAGAAACAGGAAAUUACUAUCAAGGAAGAGGUUCAAGCGAACGGUAAACUUGGUUCCCUUCCGGAAUUUCAAACGGUGGCGGUUCUACCGCCUGCUUUGAAAAGCUUGGUAUUCCUGUGGGAGGAACUCAGCACCAAUUGCCUUCAAGCUAUAGAGCAACAGUCGGUUUUACCUAGCCCGAUAUCGCAAAUACAAACGAUGAAGUUGAGCAAACGACCGAUACCGGAGAAACGGCCUCGAGAAGACAAGCUGAAGGAACGCGAGAAGAAAGGCAGCAGGAAGAAGAAAGAAUGGAAACCAGUUGCCAGGGGGAACGGAGCCGAAGUGUUGGGUAGCAUAGAACGGGAGACUAUAUGCGAACUGUGCGGUCUGAUGUUUCCCCAUCCAGUGACUUACCACAUGAAAAUGAUGCAUCCUGGUUGUGGGUGGCACGCGGGUGGAAAGGGAUACAACAGCGGCGGAAAUUAUUGCAUCGGUUGGGCAGGGAAUUGUGGCGACGGUGGUGUGGGUGGUAGUUCGUGGUAUCUCAUCUGUGAUACGUGCCGCGAUAAAUAUCUCAGAGCGCGGAAGCUCAAGCUCACGAAGAAAUUCUUAACUGGAAUAUCGAAAAGAAAGAACGGCGCUGGGAAGAUCUUAUCGCCAAUUACCAGCCCUAGUGGGAACGAAACGCACAUCGUCAUGAAGAACAAUGCUAUGUUCCUCCUAGACUUGGCCAGUGCCUCUGGUUUGAACAUUCCUAAACAACAAAGACGACCAUCUCAGACAUUAUCGUCCGUGGCUGAAAAUUACAGCCCACCGGAAGCAGCUGGACCGUUUCCGGCAACCGGUCCGUUUCAAUGUUUGCAAGCUUUAGGAAUUCAUCAUUCGCAAAGCCACGACGAGAGGUACUACGAGGAAGCGUUGAGACGUCAAAACGGACAACAGAACGUUUACGAUGGAAAUACUGGCAUGUUUAAUACUACCAACGGACGGCCGGUAUCGGAAUACCCCAUGAGCGACAGCGACAGCGAAAGUGGUAAAGGUCGUGGCAUGUUUCAUCGAUCGGUAUCAAUGUCUACCGGCGCCCCUUGGAUCAGAAAUUCUAACGACGGUAGAGUUGUUAUGAUGCGUAAAAGAAAUAACAGUAGUAGCGAAAUGAACAAUGAUGGCGGUUCGUCUCUCCUCUGUUAUCCUUCCGCGGCGCUUCAGAAACUGGUACCGUCGAUGGAUCAAUCGGCAAUUGUAUCUACGAGCCAAGCGGAAAUGACUAAUAACGAUAGAAUAGAAAUACUCAUGAGGCCCGUAAUGCUAUUUGUGCUUCAACAACAUAACUUGCAACAUUUGCAACUUGCUAUGAAGCAAUCGCUACGUCGUGCUGCUUGUCGAGUUUACGCGAUGCAAGCGUUGAACUGGUUGCUAAGAAGCGUCACACAACCAAUAUGUCUCCACGAUUUACUUUGGUGGUUCGUUGCUUCUCUGACACCGGCUGUACCAUCGGAGGCUAUAGACGCGAACGACGAGGACAAUCGAAUUGAAAAGAAAGAUGAUCAUGAUAUGAUUGGUGUGUGCGAACAUCCUCUUAGCGAUUUAGUAAUAGCAGGCGAAUCUGUUAAUCCGCUACCGACAGUGUUUCAUACUUUGUUACAAACUAUCGCUGAUCUGAUGCUUCUACCACCGCUUGGAUCGCCUCUGCAGCAAGCUGCUAUUCGAUGCUGGGGCAUUAAAUUCACCCCUGCGGAUCACAUGUUUCUCCACAGAAGUCACGUGUUCAGCAAUAUCAGUAAAAUACUCUCAAGAUCCGAAGAAGAAGAAGACGUUACGAUGAGCAUGCACGAAAGCCAUCAAUCGACUCAUUCUCAGCAAAUAACUAGUUCGGUAGAAGUUUUGAAAGACUUGACAUGCGGUGUCGAAAUCAAAGCAUCGAGCAGACAGGCUAUGAUCGGUAGUUUGACCGACAAUUCGACAGAAACUUUCUGGGAGUCUGGUGACGAGGAUCGCAAUAAAACCAAAACGAUUAUUAUCAGCUGUAGUUCUCGUUCCCUUCCCCGGAUCGUGUAUAUCCAUAUUGAUAAUUGUCGUGAUUUAACGCACAAGGUGUCCAGCGUCACAUUUCAAGCGGGUAGUAACGUGGACGAAAUGGUCAAACUAAGAACCGUGGAAAUCGAAAGCCGAUCAGCCGGUUGGAUCAAUUGCCCGGUCACCGACUUACGUCAUGUCGUUGUGGGUCUCGAGUUAAAGGGUCCAGACAAUUCUUUACGAGUGAGACAAAUAAGAAUUUUAGGCGAAGUCGAAGGGGAAAUUUUAAAGCUUGGAACACAAUUAAGUGCACAAAGGAUACAACAGAGAAAUUGCGAAACGGAAACGCUGAAAGUUUUUCGUUUAAUCACUUCUCAAGUGUUUGGCAAACUUAUACAAGGGGAGCAACCUCAACAGCAAGUGGAAACUGGCGAGGGAGUUAACGAAGACUUGGAAGAUAGCAAUGACCUUCGAGAGCAUAUGGUUGGAAUUUUGUUCAGCCGAAAUAACUUGACGCAUUUACAAAAGCAAGUCUGCACACAUAUUGUUCAAGCUAUUAGGAAAGAAACGAUUCGCCUGUGGGAAGAGUGGGAGACACUCUUAUGUUCACCAACGCCUGCAAAUAGUUUGUUAAGCGACAACAGCGAUCUACCGAAAGCAGCCGAUACAUAUUGCUUUGAAAUGUUAUCUAUGGUUCUUGCUUUAAGUGGCAGUUCCGUAGGACAGUAUUAUCUGUCACAUCAAUAUGGAUUAUUGAAAGAUUUAUUGAGCUUGUUACAUACUGGAUCAGCUAGAGUGCAGCGCCAAGUAACAUCCCUUUUAAAAAGAAUUUUGCCUGAAAUUAAGCCAGAAACAUUGGCCAGUGUUAUUAACGUCGAUCGAUUGCCACCCACGGAUUUUAGCAUUGUUUCUGCUGCCAAUAACGGUUUCGCGCAUAGCGCGGACUUUGAUCAACAUACUCCAGGAAUUCUCGAUGUUUUCUUAAGUUGUAUUGCCAAAUCAUUAACAGUUCAAGUUAAAGUAAAGGGUAAAGAAAAUAAUGGGAAGGCUUUACAAACUGCUUCAUUAGCUACUAGCAUACAUCCAAAGAGUUAUGUUGGAUCAAGAUGGUGGUUGAGAGGAUGCAUGACUCGAAAGUUAGCCGAAAUGAUAAUUCAACUUCUAAAAGACAUGGCAUCGGGUAAAUUAUCCGAUGCAUGGGCGUCUGUAACGAAAGCAGCUAUUGCCGAGAAUAUUUUAAAUCUCACUAGAUUAGAUGAGAAGAGUCGCGAUCCCGCGGAAUGUCUACGAACACCAACAUUAUGGUUAGCUCUAUCCUCCUUGUGCGUUUUGGACUCCGAUCAUGUCGAAAGAUUGUCUUCUGGUCAGUGGAGUGGUUCAGAAGGUCAACCACCACCGCCCAGACCAACAUGUAGCAAUCACGACGAUGGCGAAACAACAGCUAUUAUCCAGUGCAACGUUUGCGGGAAUUUAUGCGCGGAAUGCGAUCGAAUCUUGCAUUUGCAUAGGAGAACACGAAUGCACAUAAGGCAAGUUUGUAAAGAAGAGGAGGAAGCCAUCAGAGUAGACCUUCACGAAGGUUGUGGCCGAACGAAACUGUUUUGGAUUUUGGCCCUUGCCGAUAGCAGAACGUUAAAAGCAUUGGUAGAAUUUCGCGAUGGGUCACCGAGGAAACCAGUUGGUGCUACAUCAGGAAUCUGUAGAUUUUGUGGUACUACUGGGAACACAGGCUUAUUAGCGAUAGGGAACAUUUGCGCGGAUCACGAUUGCCAAGAACACGCUAAAAAUGCGUGCAGUAAAAUGCAUCCAUGCGGGCAUAUCUGUGGAGGCGUUCGAAACGAGAAAAAUUGUUUACCGUGCCUUCACAGAUGUUUACCAGGCACCGAUCUGAAGCAAGACGUCGACGACAUGUGUAUGAUUUGUUUCACGGAAGCUUUAUCAGCAGCGCCAGCGAUUCAAUUACAGUGCGGCCAUGUUUUCCACGUACAUUGCUGCAAACACGUUCUAAUGAAACGUUGGGUGGGACCGAGAAUAACUUUCGGAUUCUCUCUGUGCCCAAUUUGCAAAGUACCAAUGGAACAUCCCACUUUGAUGGAGCAGUUGGCAAAUAUUAAGGAAUUGUACGAGGACGUCAGAAGGAAAGCUUUAAUGCGACUGGAGUAUGAAGGAUUACACAAGGCUGAAGCGAUAUUUGGUCCAACUGGGAAAUACCAUCAGGAUCCUGCCGCGUACGCGAUGGAACGAUACGCGUAUUACGUUUGUUACAAAUGCCAAAAGGCCUAUUACGGCGGUGAAGCACGGUGUGACGCACAAGUAGGCGGAGAAACGUUUGAUCCCACAGAACUAGUGUGUGGAGGCUGCAGCGACGUGGCAAGGGCUCAGAUGUGUCCAAAGCACGGGAUAGACUUCCUAGAGUAUAAGUGUCGAUAUUGUUGUUCGGUGGCAGUCUUCUUUUGCUUUGGAACUACCCACUUCUGUACCCCCUGCCACGACGACUUUCAACGUGUCACCACCAUUCCAAAAGGUCAACUACCUUCGUGUCCCGCAGGACCAAAAGCAGAACAACUCGAUGGCGACGAAUGCCCAUUGCAUGUGAAACAUCCACCAACCGGAGAAGAGUUCGCGUUAGGUUGCGGUAUUUGCGGCAAUGCACACACUUUCUGAACAGUUUCGAAUAAUUAGAUACAGGACACAAACUAUUUCACGAUUUAUACUCGAUAUAAUGAAGCUGGUGAUUCUUGGUGGAUCUUAACAAUGCAACUAUAUUUAAUGCAAGCAAGUGGAUAUAUUGAUCCUCGUAACAAUUACGCGUCUCUAUUUGCAGUAAAGGCUACGUGUAAAUCGAUUUUUCGAUAAUCCUUAUAAUGAUCGCAAUCGUGGAAUUGACGCAAUAUAAUGAUGCGAGAGGACUCAAGUAGUCUGAACUGAGUAGCUACAAUCAUGAGUGAGAAUCUGAUGAUGCGUGGAACUCUAAUACUUGUUAAGUAUUAAAUAAGUCGUUUUUAUUGGUAAUUUUAGAAAUUACUGAAACGCAUAGAGAAAAGAUAGGGAGAAAAUUGAGAGUGUAUUAAACUUCCAUGCAAAGCAAACAAUGAGAGCUUAUGCUGCGUAAGUCAUGCAAAGUGUAGUGAUUUGUUUGAUAAAAUAUUCUAGAUAUAAGGGUUUAAUUUAAUAUACAGGGUGUCCCGUUUAAAAGAAACCACCUUAAUACCUUCAUUAUUGUAAAUAAUAGAAAAAAGUGUUACGGGACAACAGUUCUACGACAAUGCAAACAUCAUAAGUUUCAAGUUAUAUUAGUAAUCCAUUUGAAAGUAUUAAGUUAACCUUUAACUCACCACACCACACCUCACCAAACUGUUGCCAUCAUAGUGGAUUCUUCUCACAACCAUACAACUCUUGUAAGUAAUACUUCUUCCUAUUAUUUAAAGUAGUAAAUAUAUUAAGGUAACUUGUUUCUAAGACGAUACACUGUAUAAUAUAAUUCUCUACACUAUUUGAGAAAUAUUUAAUUAUUAUCGACAAUGAUCCUAAUAAGUUAUGUAUGUAGGUAAAUUAUGUAUGUGAAAGAAGUGUGUUAUUUAAAAUUGUGAA
Molecule: messenger RNA, 15113 nt
Organism: Colletes gigas
Lineage: Eukaryota; Metazoa; Arthropoda; Insecta; Hymenoptera; Colletidae
Gene: hiw
Product: E3 ubiquitin-protein ligase MYCBP2
Exons: 51
Cellular component (GO): nucleus
Source: RefSeq, a predicted model, not a curated record